UCCAUAAUACAAGACUACAAUGGCUUCCCUCCUCUCUUCUGCUUUCUUCCUCCUCUUUCUGUUCUUUCACUUCUUCUCUGCAACUUGCUCUGAGUUCCUCGUCGGUGAUGAACAUGGGUGGGCUGUCCCUCAGCAUAAACACGCUGAUAGAUACAAUAAAUGGGCCUCCCAUAACAGAUUCAACGUUGAUGACGCCCUCCAUUUCAAGUUCGAGAAAGAUUCAGUGAUGGAGGUGACAGAGGAAGAGUACAAGCAAUGCCUUUCUUCGAAGCCUCUGUUGUACAACAACAAUGGCGACGCAGUGGUGAGACUCGAGAGAGCAGGGCUGUUCUAUUUCAUAAGUGGAGUUUCAGGGCACUGUGAGAAAGGGCAGAGGAUGAUAAUCAAAGUGUUGGAACCGCUCAGCCCUCCGCAGCCACCCACUGCUCCGCCCCAAAACAACACUACCCCACUCUCUGUUUCAUCUCCAAUGCUUGCACUUUUCUUCACGUUCUUUGUUUCCUUUCUGUUCAUUUGAAUCGUUUGUGAUGAAUUCCGUGUUGGGUCUCUUUUAGAAUCAACUCUUUGUUUUAUCUUUUUCUUUGGAUCAGAUUGUGUCAUUGAUUUAUAGUUGCAUAACUUUUUUCCAUCGUUAUGAAUGGAUUGCUGACUUCUGGUUUGGUUU
Molecule: messenger RNA, 664 nt
Organism: Cucurbita pepo subsp. pepo (vegetable marrow)
Lineage: Eukaryota; Viridiplantae; Streptophyta; Magnoliopsida; Cucurbitales; Cucurbitaceae
Product: early nodulin-like protein 6
Cellular component (GO): plasma membrane
Molecular function (GO): electron transfer activity
Source: RefSeq, a predicted model, not a curated record